This is a messenger RNA of Pipistrellus nathusii (Nathusius's pipistrelle), 1263 nucleotides long. NCBI's taxonomy places the organism in Eukaryota, Metazoa, Chordata, Mammalia, Chiroptera, Vespertilionidae. The record is from the annotation of a GenBank genome assembly.
AUGUCGGCGGCGGGAGCGUGCCCGGGCGUGGAAGCCGGCUUCUCUAGUGAGGAGCUGCUGUCGCUCCGCUUCCCGCUGCACCGCGCCUGCCGCGACGGAGACCUGGCCGCGCUCUGCUCGCUGCUGCAGCAGGCGCCGCGCGCCCACCUGGCCGCCGAGGACUCCUUCUACGGCUGGACGCCGGUGCACUGGGCCGCGCACUUCGGCAAGUUGGAGUGCUUAAUGCAGUUGGUGAGAGCUGGAGCCACGCUUGAUGUUUGCACCACACGUUACGCACAGACCCCAGCUCACAUCGCUGCUUUUGGAGGCCAUCCUCAGUGCCUGCUCUGGUUGAUUCAAGCAGGAGCCAGCAUUAACAAACCGGACUGUGAGGGCGAGACUCCCAUUCACAAGGCGGCUCGCUCUGGAAGCCUAGACUGCAUCAGCGCCCUAGUAGCUAAUGGGGCACACAUCGACCUGAGAAAUGCCAGUGGCCUGACAGCAGCAGACAUUGCUCAAACCCAGGGUUUCCAAGAAUGUACCCAGUUUCUCUUGAACCUCCAGAAUUGUCAUCUGAACCGUUUCUAUAAUAAUGGCACCUUAAAUGGGGGCCAUCAGAAUAUAUUUCCUAAUCAUGUUAGUGUGGGAACAAAUCGCAAGAGAUGCUUGGAAGAUUCGGAACCCUUUGAAGUGAAGAAAGCUAGAACCGAAGCUCAAAGCUUGGAUUACUGCAUGCCAGUAGUGAACAGCGAGGCAGAAGAUGAUGCUGAAAAAAUGCACGUCGAUAGAGAGUUUGCUGUCGUAACAGAUAUGAAAAACAGUAGCUCCGUAUCGAACACAUUGACAAACGGAUGUGUCAUCAAUGGACAUUUGGACUUCUCUUCCACGACUCAGAUCAAUGGGAUGGAAAGCAGGAAUAACCAGUGCUUAACAGGAUCUAAUGGAAUUAGCAAUGGAUUAGUUCCAGGACGACCAUUUCCAAGUAGCCAGGGUUCUCUCUGUGUUAACGGGACUGAGGAACCCGAAAAGACCAUGGGCGUUAACCCUGAGAUGUGCGGUUCUCUGCACCUGAAUGGGAGUCCGAGUAGCUGCGUAGCCAAUAGACCUUCCUGGGUGGAAGAUAUUGGGGAGAAUUUGCACUAUGGACAUUACCACGGGUUUGGGGACACUGCUGAAAGCAUCCCCGAGCUUAAUAGUGUAAUAGAGCAUUCCAAUUCCGUGAAGGUGGAAGAAAGAUAUGACAUUGCCGUCCUGGGUACCAUGAACCUCUACCACGGCUCUUAA